Molecule: messenger RNA, 990 nt
Organism: Closterium sp. NIES-65
Lineage: Eukaryota; Viridiplantae; Streptophyta; Zygnematophyceae; Desmidiales; Closteriaceae
Source: the annotation of a GenBank genome assembly
AUGGCGGCCAUUGUCCAGUCCAUGACUCCGUCGUUGGCGGUCAUUGUCCAGUCCAUCUCUGCGUCGUUGACCACCGUGCAGUCAGUCGCCCAGCAGUCCAUCUCUGCAGGGAGUGCUGCUGUACAAAGAACCUUAGCUGACGUCAGCGCGGGAUUAUUAGCCGGCCAGGCUCCUGAAAUUACCCCGGACGGUUCUGGAGGUACUUACAUGCUUCGCGAUGCGACCGGCGAAUCGCACAUUGCGGUUUUUAAGCCGAUGGAUGAGGAGCCGUUGGCUUGGAAUUGCCCUCGAGGUAUGCCGCCGAGUUUAACGGGCAAAGGACUGAAGCGUGGAACUCGCGUUGGCGAAGGCGCGUUUCGCGAAGUCGCAGCGUAUCUUCUGGACCACCCACUUCGCGAAGGCGAUGCGGAGGGUUUCGCAGGAGUGCCUCGAACCUCGUUGGUUACUUGCGACGUCAAAUAUUUCGCGUCUUCAUUGGGUUCUCCAGUUUCAAUCUUAGGCGGCCUGUCUUCUGCUGAGCUCGGUAUAAGGAAGAUUGGUUCGUUGCAGCAGUUUGUCCCCGCUAUGAGCAAUUGCGAAGAUAUGGGCCCGGCUCGGUUCGCUGCUUCGGAGGUUCACAAAAUCGCGGUUUUGGAUAUGCGGUUGGCGAACGCGGAUAGGAACGGCGCCAACAUCUUGGUGAAGCGUGACGGCACAGAUCUGAAGCUGAUUCCGAUCGAUCACGGAUACUGCCUUCCGGAAACGUUGGAAGACUGUACAUUUGAAUGGUUGUACUGGCCUCAAGCGAAGCAACCUCUAAGCGAGGAAGUCAGGGAAUACAUCGCAAAACUUGACGCCGAAGCUGAUUUGUCGCUGCUGCAUGCAAAUGGCUGGGCCAUCCUACUCAUCAUCAGACAUGGCCCAAGGGUGUUCAUCGUGGUCACUUCCCUCCUCUGGCUCUGGUGCCUUCUGCUUCCCCUUCCGAUCCACAAGUAUCGGGGGCGCAACUGA